GUCGUCGUCGCCGUCGUCGUCGUACCACCCUCAACCAAAGCGAGCCGAAGAGAGCCAAAGAGGGGAGCCCGGAAGAGCAGGAAGGACAGGAAUGUCGCGCGUGCCCCGAAAGAGCGAAAGGGAGUUGGUGGUGACAACUUCGAGGAGGACUGCAAUUGAGGCAAGCAGUUUCCCACAGCACAAACCGACGGGCACCAAGGCCCACCAGCAACCCCUGAGAGCAUACUGAAGGCUAGAACUCAAAGCAACGCCCUGCCUCGCGCUCCUCCCCCCGGAAAGUGUAUACCCACGAAAUAGCAGUCAUGGCCACACCAAUGGAGACAGACGACCCUAUCCCCACAGACCCCGCUGCUCAGCCGUCCAAGAUCGUUAGCGAGACGCCUUCUGCUUCCGGGCUUCUUAUCACCUUGCAUCCGCUAGUCAUCUUGAAUGCAUCAGAUCACUGGACGAGAGUCAAGAUGCAGAGCGAAGGGAACGCGAAUCCGCAAGUCAUUGGAGCGCUGAUGGGCAUACAAACGGGGCGAGAAAUCGAAAUCAUGGACUCGUUUGAGAUCCCAAUCACACAGAUAGCGGAUGACAGCCCAGGGCCGGUCCUGGAUGCUGCCUUCUUGAUUGACAAACUUGAGAAAUUCAAACAGGUCUUCCCCCGCUACGACCUCCUCGGCUGGUACUCCACCGGCCGCACCCCCACCUCCACCGAGCUCCACCUGCACCAACAAAUGAUCGACCAUAACGAAUCGCCCCUCUUCAUGCAACUCAACCCGCUCAUCCCCCCUCACGCGAAAGACUUCCCGAUCAGCAUCUACGAAUCGGUGAUUGAUCUGGUCGGCGGGCAGGCGCAGCUGCUGUUUUUGCCGUCGCAGUAUAAGAUUGAGACGGGAGAGGCGGAGCGGAUUGCGGUGGAUCAUGUGGCGCAUGCGACGAAUGACGGGGCGGAGGCGGGGAGUGGGUUGAUCGCCCAGCUAACAGGCCAACGCAACGCUAUCAAGAUGCUGCACUCACGGAUAAGCCUGCUCCACAAAUACGUCGCGGAUGUCGAGCAAGGAAGACUCCCCCGCGACCACAACAUCAUGCGCCAAAUCGGAAGCCUCUGCAACCGGCUGCCGACGAUCGACAGCCCGGAUUUCAGGGAGGAGUUCUUGGUGAGCUACAACGACGUCCUCCUAAUGACCUACCUCGCGACCGUAACAAAAGGCGCCAAUGCCGUGUCUGAGCUGGUGGACAAGUUCAACGUGGUCGGCAGCAAACGCGCGACUGGCACGUUUCCGAGGGGUGGGGUGGCGUAUAUGUGAUGGGUGGGUGCGUUUGGGCGGUAUAUACCACGCGACGGUGAACAUUGCCAGCGAGCCCCUCCACCAACACACCGGCCCCGUUUGUCUGUGUCGGCAUGAACCCUUACCGCAACCACGAGCGAGGCCGGCACCGGGGUGCCUACUACACAUACGCACAUGCUCAUCCGCACGGAUCAUCACACAAAGGCACGAGGUUGUUCCUUUCAGAAACCACACAUCGAAAACGGAUAACGCAGAAAGAUUGUACAUUUUGGCAAGGCAGAAAAGCUCAAGGCGGGGACGUAAGCAGCGGGCAGCC
Messenger RNA from Fimicolochytrium jonesii, 1590 nucleotides. Its product is annotated as maintenance of mitochondrial structure and function-domain-containing protein. Bases 303 to 1292 code for a protein of 329 amino acids. Gene Ontology annotation, cellular component: COP9 signalosome. The transcript has 8 exons. The record is from RefSeq and is a predicted model, not a curated record. Lineage: Eukaryota; Fungi; Chytridiomycota; Chytridiomycetes; Spizellomycetales; Powellomycetaceae. Gene Ontology annotation, biological process: protein deneddylation. Gene Ontology annotation, molecular function: protein binding; metallopeptidase activity.